AUGGAGCCCAAUCUCCUGCGGCUCGUGAUCCCAAUGUUCAGGAUUCCGGCAGAGGUUGAGGAGGAUCCUUCUUCCACCCUCCUUGAUCUCACCGGCUGUCAACUUCACGACCUCGACUCCGUCGACUUGCCUCCCUACCUCACCGAAUUGGAUCUCACCACCAAUCGCUUAUCCGCCUUGGACCCUCGUAUAGCCCACCUCUCUAACCUCAAGAAGCUUUCUCUUCGUCAGAACCUUCUCACUGAUGCUGCCGUUGAGCCCCUUUCCGCCCGGCACGACAUUGCCGGUCUUGAGGUAAUUCAAGUUAUGCUUUUGCCUCCCAUUGCUUUUUGCUUGCUAGAAAGGUUUGGGAAAAUUGGUCCUUGUGUUCUCUAUGCGUUUCCGAAGAGAAACAUGGAGCUGUGUCGGACUGUCGGGUCUCCAAAAGCGCUCCAUGUACCUAGAAAUGAAGUGAUGAAGAUGGAGGAGACUGAUCACUUUCAUGAACUGCAGAUUCUUGAGCUCGGCUCUAACAAAUUACGGAUGCCACUUUGUGCUGGCGUACAUGAUAUAUUGGGUGGGAGCAUGAUUGUGUGCCCUGCGGAAAAGUGGGCAGUGACUUUGCUCGCUGUAGCUUCUAAUGUAGCGUUGCUUGGGUUCUGA
Messenger RNA from Neltuma alba, 642 nucleotides. RefSeq names its product protein phosphatase 1 regulatory inhibitor subunit PPP1R7 homolog. The transcript has 4 exons. NCBI's taxonomy places the organism in Eukaryota, Viridiplantae, Streptophyta, Magnoliopsida, Fabales, Fabaceae. Gene Ontology annotation, molecular function: protein binding. The record is from RefSeq and is a predicted model, not a curated record. Bases 1 to 642 code for a protein of 213 amino acids.